Parathielavia appendiculata is the source of this 522-nucleotide messenger RNA. RefSeq lists its product as uncharacterized. The transcript has a single exon. Lineage: Eukaryota; Fungi; Ascomycota; Sordariomycetes; Sordariales; Chaetomiaceae. Bases 123 to 446 code for a protein of 107 amino acids. The record is from RefSeq and is a predicted model, not a curated record.
GGUGCGAGCCUCGGCGACUCUCGGCCAAUACCAAGACCCCUGAUGAGGCUAUUCUCACUCGCCCCACUGCACACCGAACCUUCUAGCAACGCGCUCAGACCAGCGCGCCUACGAGGAUAAGUAUGCUUGCGAGCUACCAGAGUCUGUCGUCUCUCCUUUUCUUCUCCAAGUUCAGCGAACUCGUAGAGUCGUCAUCAGCUAGUUGCAAUAUACUACCUGAGACCGUUACACAACAGACUAGGAUCAGCUUCGAGCCGGAUAGGGUACGGUUUAUAAACCCGCCAGCAACCGCUGCUAGCGACACCACGCUAUAUGACCAAGCUACCGAACUGGUCCUAGAGUUAACGCUGGCCACAGGUGCUGGCUCUACAGCUACUGCCACAUCUAUACUAGAUGGAGAGGAUAUAGUGAUGGACUCUAUCGCCGUCCGAGAGCAUGAAGUGUAAAAUCCUACUCUGGAACAUCGAAGGGAAUAAGCAGGCUUUGGAAGUCCUGCUCGAGGAGGCCAGAUACUACCUUCUC